This is a messenger RNA of Nymphaea colorata (pocket water lily), 2423 nucleotides long. RefSeq names its product proline--tRNA ligase, cytoplasmic. Bases 550 to 2145 code for a protein of 531 amino acids. Gene Ontology annotation, biological process: prolyl-tRNA aminoacylation. The record is from RefSeq and is a predicted model, not a curated record. Gene Ontology annotation, molecular function: ATP binding; proline-tRNA ligase activity. The transcript is spliced from 13 exons. Gene Ontology annotation, cellular component: aminoacyl-tRNA synthetase multienzyme complex; cytoplasm. NCBI's taxonomy places the organism in Eukaryota, Viridiplantae, Streptophyta, Magnoliopsida, Nymphaeales, Nymphaeaceae.
UAACGCGAGGGGGCCGACCAUCGAGUCUCUCGCAAUUUAUUGGACCCGUUGUUGGCUUCUCCACGCCCAUCAGCCAUCGAACCUAGGGCGUCUAACGGCGGCCAUUACCAGAAACGUCCAGAUCUCUGCCGGUUAAAUAAGCUCCUUGGCGAUUUUCUCCGUGCGUCGAAUCUCAACCGUUGGAUUACCGCCGGUCAUCUUCUUGGUUUCGGAAACCCUACAUUUCCCAUCACCUUCAUUUUCAUUUCCAAAGCCUAGUAUUCCCAUCACCUUCGUUUUCAUUUCUAAAGCCUAGUAAACCCCUCCCCACCAUCCCCCUUGCCUCUCUCUCUCUGCUACUUCCUGAUACCAUAGGAAGUCUUUUUCUUUUGUUCUUGUAACCGCAUGAAAUCACAGAUUCUUCUCUGCAAUCGAGUAUAAACCGUUGUCUCGCUUCGACAGAGUUGCCAGCAUCUUGUUUGCAUGUGUUUGUGUUAGGAAAUUCCUAGGACCUUGUUUCCAGUGUAAAAAUUUUGCUGAAACCCUACCAUUAUUGUUUCCGUCAGUGAGAUGGAGAAUUCAGGAUUGGAUUCUUUGUCUAUUAAGGACAGGGCUGAUGGUGGAAAACUCAAGGAAACAAAGCAGAAAAAACCUUCGCAAGGAGGCACUAAGAAUGCACCAAAAAAGAAGGAGGUGAAGAAAGAGACAGGUCUUGGUCUUACGUAUAAGAAGGACGAGAAUUUUGGGGAAUGGUAUUCAGAGGUGGUAGUUAAUGGAGAGAUGAUUGAAUACUACGAUGUCUCUGGUUGUUACAUACUAAGACCAUGGGCUUUUUCAAUCUGGGACAUACUGAAAGACUUCUUUGAUCCAGAAAUUAAGAAGAUGGGCAUAAAGAAUUGUUACUUUCCUCUAUUUGUUUCUUCAAACGUCUUGGAGAAGGAGAAAGAUCACAUAGAGGGCUUUGCUCCAGAGGUAGCUUGGGUAACAAAGUCUGGUCAGUCGGAGUUGGAUGUGCCCAUUGCUAUCCGUCCAACAAGUGAGACUGUUAUGUACCCUUACUAUUCAAAGUGGAUAAGGGGCCACCGAGACCUUCCAUUAAAGCUCAAUCAAUGGUGUAAUGUGGUUCGCUGGGAGUUUAGCAAUCCAACUCCUUUUAUCAGGAGCCGAGAAUUUCUUUGGCAAGAGGGGCAUACAGCUUUUGCAACAAAGGCUGAAGCAGAUGAAGAGGUUCUUCAAAUACUGGAAUUGUACCGAAGAAUUUAUGAAGAAUACCUUGCAGUGCCUGUGAUCAAGGGAAGAAAAAGUGAGUUAGAGAAAUUUGCAGGUGGCUUGUAUACAACAACUGUAGAGGCAUUUGUCCCCAAUACUGGUCGUGGUAUACAAGGAGCUACUUCACAUUGUCUUGGUCAAAAUUUUGCUAAGAUGUUUGAAAUUAAUUUUGAGAAUGAGAAGGGAGAAAAGGGGAUGGUCUGGCAGAAUUCUUGGGCUUACACUACUCGUUCGAUUGGCGUGAUGAUUAUGGUCCAUGGAGAUGACAAGGGCUUGGUUUUGCCACCUAAAGUCGCAUCAUUACAGGUUAUUGUGAUUCCUGUUCCCUACAAGGAUGCAGAUACACAGGGGAUCUUGGAUGCAUGCUCCGAGACUGUGGCAGCGCUAAGAGCAGCAGGCUUCCGCGCUGAAGCGGAUCUUCGAGAGAAUUAUUCACCUGGUUGGAAGUAUUCGCAAUGGGAAAUGAAAGGUGUUCCUCUGAGGAUUGAAAUUGGGCCCAGAGACUUGGCUAACAAUCAGGUCCGUGCUGUGCGCCGUGACACGUCAGCAAAAAUGGAUGUACCAAGGCAUAAAUUAGUGGAGGAUGUCGGAACAAUAUUGGAUGACAUUCAACAGAGCAUGUAUCAGACAGCAAAGCAGAAAAGAGAUGCUUGUAUAGUGGUCGUAAGGACCUGGGAAGAAUUUAUGGAUGCUCUUGCGGCAAAGAAGAUGAUCCUGGCUCCUUGGUGUGAUGAGAUGGAAGUUGAGAAAGAUGUGAAAGCGCGAACAAAAGGUGAAAUGGGAGCUGCUAAGUCACUUUGUACGCCGUUUGAUCAGAUGCCUCUUCCUGAAGGUACACUUUGCUUUGCAUCAGGUAAACCGGCCAAGAUAUGGACCUACUGGGGAAGAAGUUACUGAGUCAGGUUUUGCUGUAUAUUGCAUGGUAUUGGUAUCCUCCAGGAUGUGAUAUAAGAUUGUGCCUGAAAUUGCUUGUUGUGGAGUUGACAAGGCAUCGUUGAAGCUGUGGUCAGCAGUAAGCCAAUUUUUUAAACCGUUUUCUUUUUUGUCUUGAUGAUGGGGUUUUGAUUAAACCAAUUAAAAGUUUUUUCUUGAUGUUGGGAUACAUCACUGAUUCCAUUAUUGACCUAAUUGAAAAUAUUCGUCCGUUUGAAUGAGAAAAUGUUGUUUUAGCGCUU